AUGUCACCUGUGAGUGAACCAGCUGUUGUUGGUGAAGGAUCGGAGAGUGAGUACUUACCUGACGAGACUUUACCUGUAACACCUAACCACUUACCUGAAGCUGAGGAAUCUGUAGCAUCUGUGAGCAACUUACCUGAACACCUACCUGAGUCCGAGGAGGAAGAAGAAUCUGUCGAACUACCUGUGGAAGGAAAUUUGUCUGACUACGCACUUCAUCCAGUCAGUCCCGAAUUCGUUGAAAUUCCACUCACUGAAGACGACGAGUCUGUCGAUCCUGAGACUCUCAAACCAGCAGAGCAUCCUCUCCAGAAGCUCCACAAAGAGUCGAAGAUUCUGAUAAAAGAGCCCUCCCCCAUUGGGGUUGACAGGGCAUGGAGGUAA
This is a messenger RNA of Knipowitschia caucasica, 381 nucleotides long. The record is from the annotation of a GenBank genome assembly. Lineage: Eukaryota; Metazoa; Chordata; Actinopteri; Gobiiformes; Gobiidae.